Molecule: messenger RNA, 4222 nt
Organism: Alexandromys fortis (reed vole)
Lineage: Eukaryota; Metazoa; Chordata; Mammalia; Rodentia; Cricetidae
Gene: Unc45b
Product: unc-45 myosin chaperone B
Exons: 17
Coding region: 1-2553 (850 amino acids)
Cellular component (GO): cytoplasm
Molecular function (GO): Hsp90 protein binding
Source: RefSeq, a predicted model, not a curated record
AUGGCAGAGGCGGAAGCGGCACAACUGAAGGAGGAAGGGAACCAGCAUUUCCAGCUUCAGGACUACAAGGCAGCCACCAAGAGCUACAGCCAGGCCCUGAAGCUGACUAAGGACAAGGCCCUGCUGGCCACGCUCUACCGGAAUCGGGCAGCCUGUGGCCUGAAAACGGAGAGCUAUGCCCAGGCGGCUUCAGAUGCUUCCAGAGCCAUUGACAUCAACUCUGCUGACAUCAAGGCCCUGUAUCGGCGGUGCCAGGCUCUCGAGCGUCUGGGCAAACUGGACCAGGCGUUCAAGGAUGUGCAGCGCUGUGCCACCCUCGAACCAAGGAACCAGAACUUUCAGGAGACCCUGCGGAGGCUCAACACCAGCAUCCAGGAGCAGCUCCGUGUGCAGUUUUCCACAGACUCCAGGGUGCAGACGAUGUUUGAAAUUCUUCUGAAUGAAAACAGCGAGGCUGAGAAGAGGGAAAAGGCUGCCAACAACCUCAUCGUUCUGGGCCGUGAGGAAGCAGGGGCCGAGAGGAUCUUCCAGAGCAAUGGGGUGGGCCUGCUGCUGCAGCUGCUGGACACUAAGAAGCCUGAGCUGGUGCUAGCUGCAGUGCGGACCUUGUCUGGCAUGUGCAGUGGACACCGAGCGAGGGCUACAGCGAUCCUGCACACAGUCCGCAUAGACAGAAUCUGCAGCCUCAUGGCCGUGGAGAAUGAGGAGAUGUCCCUGGCUGUCUGCAACCUGCUCCAGGCCAUCAUCGACUCCCUGUCUGGGGAGGACAAGAGAGAACAUCGAGGGAAAGAGGAGGCCUUGGUUCUAGAUACCAAGAAAGACCUGAAGCAGAUCACCAGCCACCUGCUGGACAUGCUGGUCAGUAAGAAGGUCUCCGGGCAGGGCAGAGACCAGGCACUGAACCUGCUCAACAAGAACGUCCCCAGGAAGGACCUGGCCAUCCAUGACAACUCACGCACUAUCUAUGUCGUAGAUAACGGUCUGAGGAAGAUCCUGAAGGUGGUGGGGCAGGUUCCAGAUCUGCCCUCCUGUCUGCCUCUGACGGACAACACCCGCAUGCUGGCCUCCAUCCUCAUCAACAAACUCUACGACGACCUGCGCUGUGACCCCGAGCGUGACCACUUCCGCAAGAUCUGCGAGGAGUACAUCACGGGCAAGUUUGAUCCCCAGGACAUGGACAAGAAUGUGAAUGCCAUCCAGACAGUGUCUGGGAUCUUGCAGGGGCCCUUUGACCUGGGCAAUCAGCUGCUGGGCAUGAAAGGUGUGAUGGAGAUGAUGGUGGCCCUGUGCGGCUCGGAGCGCGAGGCAGACCAGCUGGUGGCUGUGGAGGCUCUCAUCCACGCCUCCACUAAACUCAGCCGGGCCACCUUCAUCAUCACCAAUGGCGUGUCGCUUCUCAAACAGAUCUACAAGACCACCAAGAAUGAGAAGAUCAAGAUCCGCACGCUGGUGACCAGCGACAAGACCAUCCUGUACUCAGUGGCCAACACCCUGGUAAACUGCACCAACAGCUACGAUGUCAAGGAGGUCGUCCCUGAGCUGGUGCAGCUUGCCAAGUUCUCCAAGCAGCAUGUGCCGGAGGAGCACCCCAAGGAUAAGAAGGACUUCGUAGACAUGCGGGUGAAACGGCUCCUGAAGGCAGGUGUCAUAUCUGCGCUGGCCUGCAUGGUGAAGGCGGACAGUGCUAUCCUCACAGAUCAGACCAAGGAGCUGCUGGCCAGGGUGUUCCUGGCACUCUGUGACAACCCGAAGGAUCGGGGCACCAUUGUAGCUCAAGGUGGUGGCAAGGCCCUGAUCCCCCUGGCUUUGGAGGGCACAGAUGUUGGCAAGGUGAAGGCAGCCCACGGGCUAGCCAAGAUUGCUGCUGUCUCCAAUCCAGACAUCGCCUUCCCUGGGGAGCGGGUGUAUGAGGUGGUGAGGCCCCUUGUGAGUCUCCUGGACACACAGAGGGAUGGCCUUCAGAACUAUGAGGCUCUCCUGGGACUCACCAACCUGUCUGGGCGCAGUGACAAGCUUAGGCAGAAGAUCUUCAAGGAGAAGGCCUUGCCUGACAUUGAGAACUACAUGUUUGAAAACCAUGACCAGCUACGGCAGGCAGCCACCGAAUGCAUGUGUAACAUGGUGAUUAACAAGGAGGUUCAGGAGAGGUUCCUGGCUGAUGGGAAUGACCGGCUGAAGCUGGUGGUGCUGCUGUGCGGGGAGGAGGACGACAAACUGCAGAACGCGGCAGCUGGGGCCCUGGCCAUGCUGACCGCAGCACAUAAGAAGCUGUGCCUCAAGAUGACGCAGGUGACAACCCAGUGGCUGGAGAUCCUGCAGCGGCUUUGCCUGCACGACCAGUUGUCAGUGCAGCACCGGGGCCUGGUCAUUGCCUACAACCUGUUGUCAGCGGACGCUGAGCUGGCCAAGAAGCUGGUGGAGAGCGAGCUGCUGGAGAUCCUGACUGUGGUGGGAAAGCAGGAGCCGGAUGAGAAGAGGGCGACUGUGGUUCAGACAGCCCGGGAAUGUCUCAUCAAGUGCAUGGAUUACGGCUUCAUCAAGCCGGUGUCAUAGAGAGGGGGCCACAGGGUGCUGGGGUUGGUCCUGAGCUGUAAGGAGUCUUGACCUAGGCCCUCCCAAAGUGUCAGUUCAGCUAAGGAUCACAGCAGUGGCAAUGAAGUCUUGUCACAAAAGAAAGACUUAGUUGUCUCUUGAGUUGUCAGUCUUCCCUUUGGUCCUGGGAAAGUUGGAGCAUUACUCAGGGUGCCUUACUUCCUGCCUCCCUAAAUUUGUCAGGUCCCAGAAAUUUUUAGGAUAACUUCUGUGAUCAGGAAAGGGGAAGGACAAUUCUCUCUGUCUCUUUUCUAAAGAUCAGAAUAAGAGACUGUAGGUUGGGUUUUUUUAAUAUAUAUAUUUUGAAUAAUUGUGUAGUAGCAAGGUAGGAACUAACAGGUGUGUGGCCAUAAAGAUCAAUGCUGUUGUUCAAUUCGGAUGCUGAUCUCUGCUGAUUUCCGUGACCUCUCUCCCAUGCGUUGAAACCAUGUGUCUCAGCAGCAAGUGUCCUGUUCAAGUCCCACACUCACUUCACAUCACCCAACCUCACUGGAAACAGUUCAUGCUCACAGUGGUAUGUGCUUUGUUUGGGAAAGUCUUCCAUGAAAGAUGGAUAAGAUGACUGUCAACAGAUCAGCUCAACAUCCUCUGAGCAGAACAUAGAUAAAUAAAUAUUAAUGAAUGCAUGCUUGUCAUGCAGGGAAAGGUCUGACGUUGCUAGACCCAGCGGUUCAAUGCCAUUACCAGCCUUAUUCUCUCUCUGUGUAUGUGUGUUUUCUUCCUCUUAGUUCCACAUCUGGUCUCUGCAUUCCUCUGAGGUGACCUCAUUUUGUGACGAGCUCUCUGCAUGUGCUGGAAAAAGCAGAGCCUAGCAGCUCUGUUGUACAUUGAUAGUUGCUAUGAUUCAUUACAGAAGAGAAAGGACUGGGAGCCUCAUAGAUCCCCACGGAUGACUAGUGUACCUAGCUUAGGUCCUGCUUCAUGCAUGAAUCGAUCGUAUCCAAAGGCAGAUGUUCAUUGCCACACCUGUGUCCUAUAUGUAAAAUUUGGCGGUGAGGAGGAACCUCACCUCGACCCAGCUGACACAGACUGAUUAGGGUUAGUAGGAAUGUGUCUCACCACACAAGAGUGUACUUUGGGCAAAUAAAAAAGAACGUAUAUUCUGUGUAUUAUGCUUAGGCACACAAGAGCAGUGCACUGUGGAGAUCUGUUAAUGUGAAAUUCCUGGAAUGAUUAAGAAUGUUACACUAGGGCUGGAGAGCUGGCUAAGAGCACUGGCUGCUCUUCCAGAGGACCCAGGUUCAAUUCCCAGCAACCACCAUGGUGUUUCACAGCUGUCUGCAACUCCAGCCCCAGCGGAACUCAUGUCGCCUUAACACUGCAGAGAUGUGAUGUCCAGACUUACACAUAGUCAAAGCACCCAGAAGCAUAAAAUGAAAACACAGAAACACAGAAAGCUGUUGCUACAUAUCAUCACUCUAGGAUGUCUCAGUUCUACCCACAGUUAACGAAGGGUCAACAGUUGUGAAGCCAGAUGUCGUGCCGCAUCUGAACUACCAGCACACAGGGAGCAGAUGCAGGAGGAUUACGAGUUUGGGGCCAUGCAAGACCCUGCCUAAAACAAACAACGCUUCUGACAUCAACAUUGGUUAGAAAGUGACAUUUAGAUUUUUGGUCCUCAAUACAAUAA